CGUUUGCUUGUCGUCAAAAAUCACUUUGCCGAAAAAGAAGCUGCUUUCUUGGGCGGCUAGUUUCUUCCCUUUUCGUGUAUUUUGUGGUCAAAAUACCAGAAUAAAACGUUUGUAUUGUUCUAAAUCGGUAGUUCUUGGUCAAAAUUAGUCAAGAUGACGAUCGGCAAGAACAACAAAAUGAUCCAGCUCCUGAACUAUCGGGUGCGGAUCGUUUUGCAGGACUCUCGAACCUUCAUCGGUACCUUCAAAGCAUUCGACAAGCACAUGAACCUGAUCCUCGGAGACUGCGAAGAGUUCCGUAAAAUUAAACCUAAAAACACCAAACUACCAGAGCGGGAGGAGAAGCGUGUGUUGGGAUUCGUGCUGCUACGAGGUGGUAACAUUGUAUCUUUGACGGUUGAAGGUCCUCCGCCACCAGAGGAGGGUCUUCCAAGAGUGCCGAUUCCAGGAGGUGCUCCCGGACCCGGAAUGGGACGCGUUGCUGGUCGAGGUAUGCCAGCCAAUAUCACCGCAGUUCCGGCCGGUUUGCAAGGACCCGUCCGAGGUGUUGGGGGACCAUCUCAGCAGCACAUGGCCCCGGUAGGACGUGGCGGUCAGGUUUCGGCUCCUCCUCAGAUGCGGCCGAUGAUGCCGGGUGGCCCUCCACCUGGCAUGAUGCCCGGCCCGGCAGGACUCGCUCAGAUGGCCGGUAUGGCCCGAGGUGCUCCUCCACCGAUGCGUGGCCCACCACCCGGUAUGAUGCGCGGAGGACCACCACCGAGGCCGUAUUAGAUGUAACAACUAUACAUAUACAUACUGCUCUGCCUCUGUCGUAGGGGAGACCUAGAAUUAAGUUUAAGAAAGCAAGAAGAUCUUUCUGCAUUCUUUUCUCUGUAUUUGCAUUAUAAUCAAUAAAACUGAUGAACUAAAAGAACGGUUUGAUGUUUAGUA
Messenger RNA from Ochlerotatus camptorhynchus, 930 nucleotides. It is a transcript of the gene SmB, whose product is annotated as small ribonucleoprotein particle protein SmB. Gene Ontology annotation, cellular component: catalytic step 2 spliceosome; U5 snRNP; U2 snRNP. The transcript has 2 exons. Lineage: Eukaryota; Metazoa; Arthropoda; Insecta; Diptera; Culicidae. Bases 154 to 771 code for a protein of 205 amino acids. The record is from RefSeq and is a predicted model, not a curated record. Gene Ontology annotation, biological process: mRNA splicing, via spliceosome. Gene Ontology annotation, molecular function: RNA binding.